UUCGCAACGUGUCUACAAACAGCUGUCAAAAAUUGUUUUCGUCGUUUGUCCCAGCUGCGAAAUCCCAGCAGCUUCAGCAGACGUGAACAAAAUUUAGAAAAUUUCCCUGUAAAAUACUACGUUUUCCUUGAUUAGUUGUUCAAUUUUUAGGAAACUAUAUAUCCCGUGCUCAAUAGUUGAAUAUUUAGGUUGUAGUGCAGCAUCGACAUGGCCUCUAAAGUUACUUUCAAAAUUACGUUGACUUCGGAUCCUAAGCUUCCAUUCAAAGUGCUUAGUGUCCCCGAAGCGACUCCCUUUACGGCCGUCCUCAAGUUUGCUGCCGAAGAAUUUAAAGUUCCACCGGCAACUAGUGCCAUCAUCACGGACGAUGGCAUCGGUAUUAACCCACAGCAGACAGCCGGUAACGUGUUCCUGAAGCAUGGCUCCGAGCUUCGAUUGAUUCCUCGUGAUCGUGUGGGGUCGCAUUGAGGAAGAGAAUAUGUCGUGGGCUUAAAUGGGGGCAAAAUUCCAGCUAGCUAAGAGCAUUUUGGACGAAUUUUCGCUUUUAAUGAUUUGUCUCUAAUCGAUGUAAGUAUUGGUUGUUUACCCGUUUGUUUCCACUUGUUUGAAGAUUUAUUAUAGGUAUUGAAAUUCGGGAAAAUAUAGUUUCAGUUAAUUUGAA
This is a messenger RNA of Aedes aegypti (yellow fever mosquito), 661 nucleotides long. It is a transcript of the gene Ufm1, whose product is annotated as ubiquitin-fold modifier 1. Gene Ontology annotation, biological process: protein K69-linked ufmylation. The record is from RefSeq and is a predicted model, not a curated record. Bases 208 to 468 code for a protein of 86 amino acids. NCBI's taxonomy places the organism in Eukaryota, Metazoa, Arthropoda, Insecta, Diptera, Culicidae. The transcript has 3 exons. Gene Ontology annotation, cellular component: nucleus; cytoplasm.